Messenger RNA from Harpegnathos saltator (Jerdon's jumping ant), 1495 nucleotides. RefSeq lists its product as uncharacterized. The transcript has 6 exons. Bases 436 to 1167 code for a protein of 243 amino acids. NCBI's taxonomy places the organism in Eukaryota, Metazoa, Arthropoda, Insecta, Hymenoptera, Formicidae. The record is from RefSeq and is a predicted model, not a curated record. Gene Ontology annotation, molecular function: A2-type glycerophospholipase activity. Gene Ontology annotation, biological process: arachidonate secretion; phospholipid metabolic process.
CUACCGUCGCGUAUAUUAUUUUCCGACUUCUCCGAUCAGAGUCAGUUGAAUCCGAUCAGAGUCAGUGUGCGAGACACGAAGGUAGUGCCAGUGUCAUUUAGAACAGUGACAGAGCAGGAUUGCCGAGAAUUUUUCAGCAAUUACCAUUUUUCAUUAUCUCUUAAUCUCCAAAAGCGGAACAUACAGCUUAAUGCCUCCACUUUGCUUUCGUUGCGCUGCAGAAAUUAAAUGAUCAAAGUGACGUCAACGAGAUACGCCAAGAUGAACAAACGAGAACCUGUGCACGGCCAUAUCGACGCGCAAACACGACUUUCGUGUCGCAGUUAGUCGAUUUUUCCCGGCUAACUUGCUACGUAAACCAGCGGAACCAUCGGCGAGCCAGUAAAGCCGGCGCUGGUACUUCGUUAGCAAUAUCAAGAGACAUCCCGCUUGAAAAUGAGACGAUCGGACGCGAUCGGUCUGUUCGCGCUUUGCGUGCUCGUUCUGCUCGCCGGUGACAGCAGUGCGAUAUCUCAUUUCCUGAGGAAAUAUCUACCGACUCUGUUGCGUAGCCCGUGGAAGGAACUGAGCACUCUUCGACACGGAAUCGUCCCCGGCACCCUUUGGUGUGGUCCUGGACACAUCGCCAACAACUAUUCCGAGUUGGGCAGCAACUGGCAGUUGGACGAAUGCUGCAGAGCGCACGAUUUCUGCACCGACUACAUAAGACCUCAACAAAGUAAAUACGGACUGUACAACAGCGCCAAAUUGUGCAGAAGCUCGUUGUGCGACUGCGACCUGCAGUUUUAUAACUGUGUAAAAAAAGCGCCUGGCUUCAUCGCGUUCAGCGUCGGGAAGAUAUAUUUCAAAAAUUGCAAGUUUUGCUUCAGACGUUUCGACGACGCUGAUACCUGCAUGGAGAAGGGUCUCACAGUGAGCGAAGGAACGAGCCGUGAUGGCCACCGCGCUUUUUGCGCGCAGUUUGAUCGAAAUCCAAAGUGGGGGCAUCGGCGCCACCUCGAAUCGUCGGAAUCGAUCCCCGCAGCCACGCUUCCAACCUGGAUUGAUAGCGAGCCCGUGCAAACUAUCCCGGAGUCCUAUCCUGUGGACGAUAACCAGUCUGCCGAGGAGGAUGAAGAUGAUGAGACUUCUCAAGACAUUGACUUAAGCAUGUUGAACGUAUCUUAAUGCCAAAUAUUUAACACCCUCGCGUUCCUCUCGGCGUGGUCGCAGGCGACGACAGAAACAAAAUUUCCCACAAGAAGUUAACCGAUUGUAAAUCUAAAGUCAGAUUUACAAAUUUUAAACGGCAAAUCCAAUAUAGGGCUGCCGCGCAAGAGUAAAUCAAUGUAAGUCUGAAUAAAUGUAAAUCAGAUGCACGAUAUAAAUGUUUUUCAGAUCGCUAAUUAUUACGAUGAGAUUUGUAAGAUUUAUUCAAAAAAUCCAGCGUGCGAAAAAGUCUGGAAAAAAAAAUAUAUAUUCUAUCCUGACUAUGCGAAGACUAUUCGGUAAAAUG